AAACCGCCUCACCUCAGUGUUCCGGGAUUCCAGUCCACUAACGUUACAGCGUAGUUUAAGCUGUAAGCCCAUCAACUUCAGGCUAGGCAACUGUGGAUACGGGCUUAGGGGCGCGUAAAUCUCGGCUGAGGCUGGCUCUGCAGUGGAAGCCCCCACCCUACCCUGGCGAUUCGAAGGACUCCCCGCUCCUGUCUGAGAUCUGUCUAUGCACGAGAAAGUCCUCGAUACACGAACAACACCCCAGGGAGCAGCAGCAGUAUUUUCCCGAUGACCGAAUUGUAGUGUACUGUACAACAAACAACCGGCCUGAUUCGCCCACCUUCUCUCCUACAGCGAUCGUCUUUCGAUCCGACCGCCGCAAACAGUUAUCCAACAGACAACUGCUACUGUAUAUGUCCCAUUAAAGCUGCGCGAAAAGCCGUGCGCACACGAUGACUGGUGUACCUAAGCCUGGGCCGGCAAAUCUAAGGCCGGGCGCCGGCCUGGACGAGUGGUUGGAGGAGGCGAAACAAUGUCACUAUCUGCCCGAAGCCGUCAUGAAGCAGCUCUGCGAAAUGGUCAAGGAAGUCUUGAUGGAGGAGUCCAACAUCCAGCCCGUGGUAACGCCCGUCACAAUAUGCGGCGACAUCCAUGGCCAAUUCUACGAUUUACUCGAGCUAUUCCGUGUGGCCGGCGGCAUGCCCGGCGAAUCAAACGUCCAGGCGCCCAUGACCGCGACGACAGUCAUCACCUCCGAAGACCUCGAACCCCCAACCGAGAUAACAAACCCUAAGCUCAAAGGAAAGGUUAGGAAUACCGGGGUAUCAGGCACGGGCAGUAGCGGCGGCGACGACGCUGCUGCUGAAGCACAGGACGAGACUAUUCCCGAAUUCACACCCGCUAGUGAUUCUGGUGUGCAGUCGGCCGAGACGCGCUUCGUGUUCCUCGGCGAUUUCGUCGACCGCGGAUACUUUAGCUUAGAAACAUUUACGCUCCUAAUGUGUCUAAAAGCAAAAUAUCCCGACCGAAUCGUCCUAGUCCGGGGCAACCACGAGUCACGGCAAAUCACGCAGGUCUACGGUUUCUACGAGGAGUGCCAGCAAAAGUACGGCAACGCCUCGGUCUGGAAGGCCUGCUGCCAGGUGUUUGAUUUCCUGGUGCUGGCCGCCAUCGUCGACGGGACGGUGCUGUGCGUGCACGGCGGGCUGAGCCCGGAGAUCCGCACCAUCGACCAGAUCCGCGUGGUCGCGCGCGCCCAGGAGAUCCCCCACGAGGGCGCCUUCUGCGACCUCGUGUGGAGCGACCCGGAGGACAUCGACACGUGGGCCAUCAGCCCGCGCGGCGCGGGCUGGCUGUUUGGCGACAAGGUCGCCACUGAGUUUAAUCACGUCAACGGGCUCAAGACGAUCGCCCGCGCGCAUCAACUUGUGAAUGAGGGUUACAAGUGGCAUUUCCCUGAGAAAUCUGUCGUCACCGUCUGGUCCGCGCCAAACUACUGUUACCGCUGCGGCAACGUGGCCUCCAUCAUGACGGUCGACACGCAGCUCAACCAAAAGUUCUCCAUCUUCUCGGCCGUCCCCGAUGACCAGCGCCACAUGCCCGGCAACCGGCGCGGGCCCGGCGACUACUUCCUUUAGUAGACGAGAGACGGGGGAGAAAGGAAAUGAGGGUUUCAUAGACUUGUAAGGUGUCAGGGGUGGUGGCGGGUGGCCAUCUUGUAUUUUCACUCCCAUGAUUGUUGGGUCCAUGUCCCCCGUAUAAGGAUGACCAGGCGUCAGGGUGAAGGAUCACGUGGUUCGAGUUUUGUCAUGGCCUGCUUUGUUGUUUAUGCAUUACUGUUCAUUUGGUGGCAUGGUAAAUCCGGAACUGAGCAGCAGAGACAGGGCGGGAGGGUAGAAAGCGGGUAAUACACAAAACACAUGUUGUGUUCUUGUAUAUGGAUAUGGGUUCAUAAUCAAGCGGCUCUCUGAUACCCUUCACCUUGUCUCCAUUCACUGUUUAGUAAUAUAAUUGGACG
Canariomyces notabilis is the source of this 1996-nucleotide messenger RNA. Its product is annotated as Metallo-dependent phosphatase. The record is from RefSeq and is a predicted model, not a curated record. Gene Ontology annotation, biological process: G1/S transition of mitotic cell cycle. The transcript is spliced from 3 exons. Gene Ontology annotation, molecular function: protein serine/threonine phosphatase activity. NCBI's taxonomy places the organism in Eukaryota, Fungi, Ascomycota, Sordariomycetes, Sordariales, Chaetomiaceae. Gene Ontology annotation, cellular component: cytoplasm. The coding region runs from base 432 to 1616 and encodes 394 amino acids.